GGGCUGGGGGGGGCGUGUCUGCGCGCGCAUGCGCCGUGGUGAAAGGCCGCCACCUCGAGCAAGAUGGCUGCUAAGAGUAUCGCUUCCCGCCUCCGGGGCUCCAGACGUUUUCUGAGCGGCUUCGUGGCCGGGGCUGUAGUGGGCGUUGCGGGAGCUGGGCUCGCGGCCCUGCAGUUCUUCCGGAGUCAGGGCGCUGAGGCAGCGUUGGCAGGGAAGGAGCCGGAUGGAUCUGCGGAAAAGGCUGUCUUGGAACAAUUUGGGUUCCCUUUAACUGGAACAGAGACAAGGUGUUACACUAAUCACGCUCUGUCUUAUGACCAGGCAAAGCGGGUGCCUCGAUGGGUUCUUGAACAUAUUUCCAAAAGCAAGAUAAUGGGUGAUGCAGACAGAAAGCACUGUAAAUUUAAGCCAGAUCCCAGUAUCCCUCCAACCUUCAGUGCCUUCAACGAGGAUUAUGUUGGAAGUGGGUGGUCACGAGGACACAUGGCUCCAGCAGGAAAUAACAAAUUUUCAAGUAAAGCCAUGGCUGAAACCUUUUACCUUUCUAACAUUGUGCCUCAGGAUUUUGAUAAUAAUUCUGGAUAUUGGAACAGAAUAGAAAUGUACUGUCGAGAGCUGACGGAAAGGUUUGAAGAUGUUUGGGUGGUAUCUGGGCCUUUGACCUUACCUCAGACUAGAAGCGACGGAAAGAAAAUAGUUAGUUACCAGGUGAUUGGUGCGGACAACGUGGCAGUCCCCUCACACCUUUAUAAGGUGAUCCUGGCCCGCAGAAGCCCAGUCUCUACUGAACCACUGGCACUAGGGGCCUUUGUGGUACCCAAUGAAGCCAUCGGCUUCCAACCCCAGUUAACUGAGUUCCAAGUGAGCCUCCAGGACCUAGAGAAGUUGUCAGGACUGGUGUUUUUUCCUCAUUUGGAUAGAACUAGUGACAUCCGGAAUAUCUGCUCUGUGGACACCUGUAAGCUCCUGGAUUUCCAGGAGUUCACCUUGUACUUGAGCACAAGAAAGAUUGAGGGAGCCCGAUCAGUGCUCAGACUGGAAAAGAUCUUGGAAAACUUGAAGAAUGCAGGGAUUGAACCAGAUGAUUACUUCAUGAGUCGCUAUGAGAAGAAGCUAGAAGAACUCAAAGCAAGGGAGCAGUCAGGAACCCAGACAAGAAAGCCUUCCUAGUUUUUACUCUCAAGAUGUGUGAUACCGUCUGUAAUGGAGCAGGCAUGCCCUCUUUAGGCUAACAUAUUUUAGUGGCUUUGCUUUUUGCUUUAAAAAAUUUUUUUUCUUUAAGACAUCGGAUCUCGCUAUGUCAUCCAGGCUGGACUCCAGUGGUGCAAUCAUAGCUCACUACAGCCUCGAACUUCUGGGCUUAAGCAAUCCUCCUGCCUCUGCCCCCUGAGCAGCUGGGACUACAGACACAUACCAUAACCCUCAGCUACCAGUGGCUUUGCUUUAAACAAAUGAUGGAAUCCUAAAUUUACGACUAAAAAUUCCCCCAAAAGACGAAAGAUCUACAAUCUUUAGUUUGACUCAGGAACUAAUUAUUGAGGGAGCUGUGACACCUGCAGAUGGAGGGGUGAUCUUGUGUCAAGAUGACACGCAUUUGUGUCCCUCUGGGUGUAGAGUAUUGGGAAGGCAUUGUUUGGUUUCAUGCCUCCAAACCAUAUGUUGUCUUUGAUGUAUCUGCUCAGCCUUCUUAGAACUCAGUGUUGUACAUUUUUCCCCACUAGGACCUGAAUUGUUCCUGGAGGCGGCUUUUAGAAAUCUUCUAUGUAGUUCCUGUCCACAUGCACUGUGUAUUUGUUUCUUCUUUCUCCUCUCAUGAACCUGCUGUUUCUGUACUUGUAUGUAGAAGCACUCACCUGCUCACUAAAUGUUUCUGUAUGUUAGGCUCAGUGCUUUACAUGUGUUAUCUCACAAUGACCCUCUGAGAUAAAUACCACUAUCCCCAUUUUACCUGUGAGAAAAUUGAGGCUUGGAGAGCUUAUAUCUUACCCAGGUUUCACUUUUCCAAAGUAGUCAUCCACAAAGUAUGAGGCAGACAGAUGUAAGAGAAGAAACACAGCUGAGGCAGAUUCAGAUCUUUCCUAGCAUGGAUGGUGGCUUUUGACGCAGAAAUAUUUACCUAUUUUUGUGGGUAUUUGUGGGCCUGAGGCGUGCUUGGUAAGAAGAGUCUGGUUUCUCGUCUGCUAUGCAAGCCAAAUGGACUUUAAUGUCCUUUGAAUUGAACCCUCCUUAGCUCUUUGGAAAGAGAUAGAGUGGGUACUUGGGAAUUAGAGGGUAAUACUUUGUGCAAUUUGUUAGAGCCCAUACGUGCCUCCAGAGAUACACUUCUUUCAGUGACCAGAUACUGCCAAAUUGAUGUGUUCUUGUUUUCCAGGUGAGCUGUAGACUCUAAGAAGGGUCUACAGCCAUGCACUGUGGCUCAGGCCUAUACUUAGUACUUUGGGAAAUUGAGGUGGGUGGAUCGCUUGAGCCCAGGAGUUUGAGACCAGCCUGGGCAACAUAAUGAAACCCUGUCUCUACAAAAAAUACAAAAAUUAGCUGGGUGUGGUGGUUCACACCUGUAAUCUCAGCUACUUGGGAGGUUGAGAUGGAAGGAUCACUUGAGCCCAGCAGGUCGAGGCUGUGACGGGCCAUGAUUGUGCCACUGCACUCCAGCCUGGGUGAUAGAGGGAGACGCUGUCUCAAAAAAAAACAACAAAAAAAGAAAAAGGUCUGCCCACAAAGUCACCAGCUUAUGAUUUGCUUGACUCUGCGUCUGCUUGUCUACCUAGCAUAGGGCAGGUGGUACUUUGGGCCAAAGGUCCGAAGGCAUUUUGCAUGCCUAGGGGAAAUCGUGGCUGCUUUUCUGAGCCAGAUCUCUUUAUUUGGGUUUAAAUGGAGUCCUUUCAUGGACCAUCCUGAAUAUUGUCAGUCAGAAGUCUUGGGGCUUAAGAACUUGUCUGAAUCCAUCAUACCACUGCUGUCUUCCAAGCGGUAUUACAAGAAAGAGUUUGUGGUGUGUGUGUUCUAAGAGAAAUGCCAAGGCUUCCAGAUAAAGGUAAGAUGGUAAUGAUUGGCUUUGUUCUGCUCUUUUGUUUGGGUGAAAAAGAAAAGUUGACGGGUCAGAACACAGUAGCCUGAUUAGUGCCAUUCUGUUUUAUCACACUGUUCCCAUUAAGUUGUGCCAGUUCUCCUCUCCCCAGGAAUGUAGAGCCAAAAUGUCACUGUGACCAAACAAUGUGUUACUUUCUCUUCUCAAUGGAGAGGUGAUUGUGGGGCCUGGUUGUUUCUCCAGGAGUGUAAGGGGCAGCUCUGUGGCAUCAGUCUUGCUGCCCAUCUCUAGAGGCGGGCUCCCAGCGCCCCUGUGGCUGUGCUCUGUGCUGAGCCACAUUGCUGGCAGCCUUGGAGUUGCUGCUCCUGCUCUUCUUGCUCCUGUCUCUUCACCUAGUUGGUAGAAUCUCUAUUUUUAGAUUAAUAAAGUUUCUUAGGGUUUUAUUUCUUU
Molecule: messenger RNA, 3478 nt
Organism: Cebus imitator (Panamanian white-faced capuchin)
Lineage: Eukaryota; Metazoa; Chordata; Mammalia; Primates; Cebidae
Gene: EXOG
Product: exo/endonuclease G
Exons: 6
Coding region: 64-1170 (368 amino acids)
Biological process (GO): apoptotic DNA fragmentation
Cellular component (GO): mitochondrial inner membrane; nucleus
Molecular function (GO): metal ion binding; RNA endonuclease activity; nucleic acid binding
Source: RefSeq, a predicted model, not a curated record